Messenger RNA from Cyprinus carpio (common carp), 2576 nucleotides. Its product is annotated as zinc finger protein 131-like. The coding region runs from base 381 to 2087 and encodes 568 amino acids. Gene Ontology annotation, biological process: regulation of transcription by RNA polymerase II. The record is from RefSeq and is a predicted model, not a curated record. Gene Ontology annotation, molecular function: protein binding; RNA polymerase II cis-regulatory region sequence-specific DNA binding; DNA-binding transcription factor activity, RNA polymerase II-specific. The transcript is spliced from 7 exons. Lineage: Eukaryota; Metazoa; Chordata; Actinopteri; Cypriniformes; Cyprinidae. Gene Ontology annotation, cellular component: nucleus.
AGCCGAAAGGGAAUCUGUCUGAUUAAAAGAGCAUUUUAAUGCGCGAUUUGAUGACGUAACGACAAUGGUCCAGAAAACAAAUGGCGAAUGCGUUAGCAUCAUCCACAGGCCCUGGGUGCGAGUAACAUGAAGUUGACUGGCACACAUUGCUGCUUUUGCCGUUUGUAUAUUUUCUGUAGGACGGCUGGGCUGUUGAAGUAGGUGGCUUUUGCAGCAGUUUGACCCGCUGGGUGUAAAGCAGCCCGUCUUGCAUAAAGAAGCUCCCUGUAGAAAUGCGCGCUUAUUCGGCAUGCUGCUGCUUAAAAAUGCCCGCUACUCUAUGGAUCUGUUGGCAUAUGGGCCAUUACAAAUACUUGCAUGCGCAGGGAAAGGGCUGAGCCAUGUCUGUUGAUGGAGAUGUUGACUAUGGGCAUGAGUUUCCAGCCCAUUACAAAGUGAUGCUUGACAAACUGAAUGAGCAGCGUCAGCUGGAUCAGUUCACAGACAUCACUCUUAUCGUAGAUGGACAUCAGUUUAGGGCCCACAAAGCUGUUCUAGCUGCCUGCAGUCAGUUUUUCCACAAAUUCUUCCAGGACUUCACUCAAGAGCCUCUAGUGGAGAUUGAAGGUGUAAGCAACACUGCCUUCCGCCAUCUAAUGGAGUUCACUUAUACAGCUACGUUAGCUGUGAAUGGUCAGGAAGAAGUCAUUGAUGUCUGGAGAGCUGCAGAGUACCUUCAAAUGCAGGAGGCGAUCAAAGCCUUGAACAACAGGAAUGGUACCACUUCAAUAAACUCCUCCCAGGCCUUGACUGGAAAGAGCAAGGCUAAGAAGAGGAAGAUUGCAGAGACCUCCAAUGUGAUCACUGAGACUCUUCCUUCAGUGGAGACUGAAUCUGUUGAAAUUGAAGUGGAGGUUGGCGAGGAGCAUAUUGAGGUGGAGGAAAGCGGCCUGGUGGAAGUAGUGGAUGCUGCCAGGAGUUCCACCGGACCCUCAUCGGAUGACUCUGCCUUGGCCUUAUUGGCUGACAUCACCAGCAAGUACCAGCAGGGUAAGCAAACGCUCCAUGUGAUGAAAAAUGAAGAAGAUGAGACAGUAGUGAUGCAGGAAGAGGCUGUGAUGGCCUCCAAGACCCUGGAGAAUAUUGAAGUGGUGGAGGUUCAGAUCUCUCAGCUGGACAACCUUUUCCGUUGUGACAAGUGCGACCGCUGCUUCAAACUCUACUACCACCUCAAACAGCACAUGAAGACUCACACCGCUUCUCCAGAUAGGGGCUUUGUCUGCAGACACUGCGGCAAAACAUACGCUCGCGAAGGAGCCCUUAAACAGCACCUGAGUAAUUACCAUUUUGAUGCAGAGGAACAAUCCCGACGGCAGAAAAAGAAAGUGCAUGUUUGCGAGUACUGUGAAAAGCAGUUUGAUCAUUUUGGACACUUCAAAGAGCAUUUAAGGAAGCACACAGGUGAGAAACCCUUUGAGUGCCCAGAGUGCCAUGAACGUUUUGCCAGGAACAGUACACUGAAGUGCCACAUGUCAGCGUGUCAAAAUGGCGCUGGAGCCAAAAAAGGGAGAAAGAAGCUCUAUGAAUGCCAGGUCUGUAGCAGUGUUUUCAAUAGUUGGGAGCAUUUCAAGGACCAUUUGGUGACACACACGGGUGAGAAACCCAACCACUGCACCAUCUGCGAUCAGUGGUUCACGCAACAUAGAGACCUCCACACUCAUCUGCAAGAACUCCACGGCAUACAGGAGAAGGUUAUUGUCACAGAGGAGGUCAUGAUUUCAGACCCAACCACGGUCUUGGCUGUGGCGGAGGGAGAGGAGAGGGUGAUCCUGGAGGACGGCAUGCAUGUGGAGCAUGUCACUGUGGAGCCGGUGGACAUUGUUGCUGUUGAGGAGACUCUCAUAGUGGAGGAAGAGACACUGCUACAGCCUUCUCAGACUGUGGGUGGGGCAGAAGAGACAAUGGUUUUACAAGUAGAUGGCGAGAGACUGAAAGAACAAGCAAUGGAAAUCCAAAUAGCACAGGUGACUGUUGCAGAACCAGCAGACUGUGAAGUUAAACAAGAGGCAGUGGACAGUCCGAAAGAAGAAAAGACCGCAAAUGUAUGAAAGGCCUCCCCUGUGCAUGGACAUUUUGAGUAUGAAUUAGGAAGGUGAUCUAGGCCUUUUCUCCUUUCCUACCACAUUAAUAUUAUACAGUAAGCUUUGCUUUUCACUUCUCAGAAAGCCGUGUCUCUAUAAAUCUGAUCACAGGUUCAGUCAUGCUUUUAAUGUAUGUUGUGGAUAAGAAUAGUAAGAGAUGUAAUUAUUACAUGAAAAGUGCACGUCGCUAAGACUGUUUCGGGGGUGAAAUGAAUUAAUUUUUUUAAGUUAUCUUUGUAUGUAUGUUUAUAGUUUGUGUAAGAAGUUUAUUUUCAUAAAAGAAUUAAAAGGCAAAAUGUGUCUCCAGAUAAUCAAGAGACUGCAUGUAUGCAGUUCUGUAUUUGAGCUUCAGUCAAUGCUGAAAUACAAUGGUCUGCACCAUUCAUUCUAGUGAAUUUGCUGUUCAUCUGUACAGAGCAAUAAAAUAAUGUAUAAAAUAUUUGUCACAGGUUUUAA